Molecule: messenger RNA, 1543 nt
Organism: Coffea arabica (coffee)
Lineage: Eukaryota; Viridiplantae; Streptophyta; Magnoliopsida; Gentianales; Rubiaceae
Product: ribonuclease 3-like protein 3
Biological process (GO): siRNA processing
Cellular component (GO): nucleus; cytoplasm
Molecular function (GO): RNA binding; ribonuclease III activity
Source: RefSeq, a predicted model, not a curated record
UCAGGCCAGUCACUAGAGUAACAGUCCAUAGAUGAACAAAUGAAAUCGUGGUUUUUUGAACUGUUUCCUGCAAGCCCAAAUCCAAAUGGUGGCAGCAUCCUCAUGGUUACAGUCACUGUUGUCUCAAUCCAAGCUCUUAUUUUCCUCUCAACGCCUUCGAAAAUAUGUUCAAGUGAAAGGUUGCACAUGGACUGUUGUUCUGAGAAAGCUCUGUCUAUUUGCUCCUCAUAAUUUGAAGAGUAUCUCUGCGUUUUGGUUUAAAGAACUCUCUUUUGUGACAAAUUGUGCUGCCUUCUGGGUGAUCUUCUAUUUCUUCUAGAUGAUCAUAUGAAGACUACCCCUGAACAUCAAUGUUUCUUGUUAGGGUUUGCCUUAAGUGAUUUCCUGACAGGAGCUAAAACUGGCCAGAAGUCAGUCAAAGACUCAUUUCAAGCGAAUGAAGAUGGAGUAAGAAUGAAGUGUUUGACAGAUCUUGAUGAUGUUGAGAAGAUCAUAGGAUACAAAUUUAUCAAUAAGACCUUACUUAAUCAGGCCUUUACACAUCCAUCAUAUAACAAGGGUUGUGCAUCGUAUGAGCGGCUUGAGUACGUGGGUGAUUCAGUGCUUAAUCUAUUAAUAGCAAAACAGCAAUUUUCUCUUUAUCCUGAUCUUCCACCUGGAUGUUUGACCCCACUUCGUGCUGCAAAUGUUGACACAGAGAAGCUUGCACGUGUGGCUGUCAAGCAUAAUUUACAUAAAUAUUUACGUCAUGGGAAGCCGGCUCUUGAGAGACGAAUUCAAAGAUUUAUGGAGGUGCUUCCGAAAUAUCCUUUGCAUUCCCAUGGGUUGAUUGAUGCUCCAAAAGUGCUAGCUGAUGUUGUUGAAUCGACAAUAGGAGCUGUGUUCAUUGACAGCAAUACUUGUAUAGACACUACAUGGGAGGUAACCAGCAUUUUACUGGACCCAAUAAUCACACCAGAGAUGCUCCAGAUUAACCCUGUGAAGAAACUGUAUGAGCUGUGCCAGAAGUAUAAACUUACUGUUCGACUUGUGGAUCUUUGGUCUAAAGAAGGAGCCUUUGAGGUUUUUGUUAACAACCAUCUCAGAGGAAGAGGUCAUUGCCAUGCAAAGAAGGAAAUUGCAUUGAACAGAGCAGCAAAUGCUGCAUAUAAUGAGGUCCUUAGAAUCUUGAGGGUAGAAGAUAUUAACACGGUGUAGCAGGUAGGUAGAUUCUCAAAAAAUCUGUGCAUAAAAACUUCUCAAUCAUCUUCGGCACAAAAGGGAUUAACAGGGGUGGUAGCAGCUAGGUAGAUGCUCACAAAAUCUGGUUGUAAAACUUCUCAUUCUCCUUUUAGUCAGUUUGUACUAAAAGUUAUCGAGUAAAUUUUAUAUACACUGACAGUGUAUACACUAUUAUCAUUGGAUUCAUGAUAUGUGUGUAAAAGUUGAAUUUCAAAUUCAAAUUUUGCAUAGUUGUCAUUCAUCCAAUGCUGACAGUGUAUACACUGUCGGUGUAGGAAAGAUUAAUCCAAAGUUAUCUCCAUAUUAAUUGUUGCAACCAAAA